AUGUACAUAUUGUUGGCCUUAUGUAGUUAUGUACAUGCGAUAAAUGUGUAAUGUCUCAAUCGACUCAAUGAGAAUACCCAUGGACUGUUUUUGGCUUCAUAUUUGGGUCAGUUUUAUACUGAUAAAAUUCGUAUACUUGGAUAGAAACCUGACAGCAAUUCUAUGUGAACGGCAAACGGUGUCAUUAACAUGUGAUGAAGGAACUAGGAUUCAUAUAAAUGAGGUACAUUUUGGACGAAACGAAGAAGUCUUAACUCUCUACAAUAGAACCCUGACUAGAGAUGAAAAUAAUACUAGGAAAAUUGUUGCAUUAUUAUGCAAUGAACACAACACCUGUCACCUUAAUAACAGUCUAAACAAUUUUACUGGUUUUCUGUCAACGAUACCAAGAAAAAUAAGUUUCACGUAUAGAUGUGAAUUUGAAUAUCGUGGUUGUUUCACAGACAAGGAGGAAUAUGGUCUGCAUAGUCGUGGAUUUUUCUUAGCCGAAAACAUGUCUGCAAAUAUUUGCUAUAUUAUGUGUAACACAGGACACGUCAUUCGUAAUUUUUUUGCUACAGAGAAUGGAGAUCAAUGCUUCUGUGGUAGUACCAUCGGUCUGAGAAAGUUAGAUAAAGGGAAACAGGAAGAAAGCAAUUGUGAAACUCCAUGUGUGUCUAACGAAAAUGAAAUGUGUGGAUCCAUAAACAAAGCGUCAGUUUACGUGUUUGAAACAGAUAAACAACAAAUUGAUUUAGCAUAUACAACGCAGAUGAAUUUGCAUAGUUGCCACUACGGUUCAGGUAUGAAAGACAUCUACGUCAACUCCCUCGAGAGAUCCGAAUAUUGUGAUGAACUGGAUGAUGCUACCCUGUCAAAUACUCAGCAUUGCAAUGGAGAGUUUUACUGUUUUAAUUCGUCAAAAGAAUUCCGUAAUAUUACAGAGGAGUUCCAUUCCUUAAGAAAGUACAUGAAGAUUUCCUAUUCUUGCUUAGGUUAUCCCAAUGCAUCUGUAGGAUCAUUACACUCAAUAAAUGCAAGUAUCGUUGGUGGCGUUUUCGGAGCUUUUAUUCUUACUGUUUGUAUCGUAUUUCUGACCUUAUGUUUGGUAAAAAGAUCCUGUAGUAACAGAAAGAAGAAAAGAAGACCGUAUACAACAGCUAGAAAUGGUUCGAAGAUCCAAGAUAAAGCUUUAUUGGUCAUGUUAUCAUCUAAUAAUCCAUCAUCACCCGGAUACGAGAGUCUGCAGUUAAAUCAUACGGAGUUCUUUGAAUAUGCACAAACCAUGGUUACAGCGGAACAAGAUUUAACCGACGAUGAGGUAAUAAAUGAUCAUUGCUCAAAGCAGUCAGCGAAUGAGAAUAAUGAAGUUAAUCAUUACGAGUCCGUAGAAGCAGCAAAUUAUUCUCAAUAUGAUAAAGGCAGUCCUCGUAAUCAAAGAAGUUUCCAGUCUCUUAAUUCAUCUGAAUCAGUAUUGAACAAAAGUCUAUUUAAUAGUAGCAAUAAAAUCGACGAAUUAUUGCCUGGUAAAUAUAUUACUUCUGAGUCAACGAUAGAAAAUCCAUAUGACACAAUUGAUCCACAAGAAACUGGAUUCACCAGGAGUGAAUCUGACAACAGUAUCAACAUUAAAAUAGAUAAAAAUGCCGGUAGUGAAUAUCCAACUCAAAAGGAUAGUAAAGGAAAUACAUAUACAAUGAUUAAUUCUAAAGAAAGUGAAUUUUACAGAAGUAGUUCUGACAUCAGUAACAGUCAAUUAGAUCAAAUUGUCCAUAAUCAAUGUCAAACUCAAAUGGAAAGUACAGGUAAUGCAUAUGCCGAACUUGAUCCUAAAGAGACUGGAUUUUACAGAAGAAAGUCUGACAACAGUAAAAGUCAAUUAGAUGAAAUUUUCCAUGGUCAAAAACAAACUGAAAUGGAAAGUACAGGUAAUGCAUAUGUCGUUCUUGAUCCUAAAGAAAUUGGACUUUACGGAAGAAAGUCUGACAACAAUAACAGUCAAUUAGAGAAAAUUAUCAAUGGAGGAGAUCCAAUUCAAAGGGAGAGUACAUGUAACGCAUAUGCCAUACUGGAUCCAAAAGAAACUGGAUUUAACAGAAGUAAUUCUUUAGACAAUGCAUUAGAAAAAGUCAUUCCCGGUGAUGAUCUUUACCAAAAGGAUCAUAGUACAGUCAAUCCAUAUUACAUACUUAAUCCAAAAGAAACUGGGUUCAGUAGAAGCGAGGUAGAAAACUGCGAAGCGCUUGAGUGAAAUUACUAUAAUGGAUCCUCCAAGUUUACUUUUUAAGAACAACACAGUAGAGGAUCAUACACGUAAUGCAUAUUCAGUUCUUGAUUCCGGAUUGAAGAUACGGGAUUUAUGUUAAAGGACAGGUUACUGUUCAAAUGAAUGAAACAUCUUUUCAAACAAAUAAUUAACAUGAUUUAUACAGUUAGACUUAAUUUGUAAAAUGAGAAAUUCAUAACAGCUACUUGUAGUGUACGGCUGUAGACGAAAUCGUAUAGAAAAACUUUUCCCAAAACUAAUCUCACAUCUACAUGCAUAUGAUCAUACCAGUGCGAAAAAAACAUAUCAAAUUUCUGCCUGGUUAACGAUUUGAAAAUAACAAUAUUUGAAUACUUAAAAUACUAUUGAAAAAGUCACAAUUUUAUUUUAUUUUCACACGAAACGAGAUGGAAUUUAGAUUUUAUUACAACCGUUGAACACGAUUUUAUUAUAUAAUGACCAGCUUCUGUUUAGGGAAUGCUUUAAUAUUUGGCUUGGAAGUCAACAAUCUUGAGUUGUACAAUGGAGAUCAAAAUUAUUUAGCGAAACUUUUAUAUUAGACCUUCAUAGCUUGGAUUGUUGAGUUAUCUGUAUUACAAUGAUUUGUGUUUUGUCUGGAACUAUAUUAAGUUGAGUAGUACCAUGUGAAAGAUAUCAGACUUAAGAUUUAGUAACCGAGACGCAAUUCAUUUUUUAUACGAAUCAUCAGUGGCGUUUG
Mytilus trossulus (common blue mussel) is the source of this 2963-nucleotide messenger RNA. RefSeq lists its product as uncharacterized. The record is from RefSeq and is a predicted model, not a curated record. Bases 44 to 2230 code for a protein of 728 amino acids. Lineage: Eukaryota; Metazoa; Mollusca; Bivalvia; Mytilida; Mytilidae. The transcript is spliced from 8 exons.